Molecule: messenger RNA, 3141 nt
Organism: Nerophis lumbriciformis (worm pipefish)
Lineage: Eukaryota; Metazoa; Chordata; Actinopteri; Syngnathiformes; Syngnathidae
Source: RefSeq, a predicted model, not a curated record
AUGGAGCAUUUGUUCGUAUUCCGGCUACUCAGCCUAUUCUGGUGCGCGCCAAGUGAAGUGUGGAGUUUCAACCUUUACGCACAGCAUCCCACUGUGUACCAUGGACCGACUGGGAGUUAUUUCGGUUAUUCCGUGGAUUUCUAUCAGGCCAGCCCCAACAGCAACGCGUUCAGUGUGUUGGUAGGUGCUCCAAAAGCCAACACCUCCCAGCCUGGAAUCGUGGAGGCUGGGUCGGUCUACUACUGCCCUUGGCCUGGCCUGCCUGACAGCUGCAAACAAAUACCCUUUGACAAUGCCAAUAACCGCAUGAUAAAGGUAAAUGGAAGCAGAGAACCUCUAGAGUUUAAGUCCCACCAAUGGUUUGGAGCAUCUGUGAGGACACACAAAGGCAAAGUAGUGGCGUGCGCUCCUCUCUACCACUGGCGCACGGUGAAGCUAAGCGGGGAGAUGGAUCCCGUGGGUACAUGCUAUGUGGCCGUCCAAAACUUCAGUGCCUACGCAGAAUACUCUCCGUGUCGGACCAAUGACCCAGACCCAGAGGGACAGGGCUUCUGCCAGGCGGGCUUCAGUGUGGAUUUCACCAAGGAAGGAAGGCUGGUGGUAGGAGGCCCUGGAAGCUUUUACUGGCAAGGUCAGGUGAUGACAGCAGGCGUAGCCGAGAUACUGAACGGCUACUCCUUGAAGGCCGUGCUAAGACGAGUUCCAGGAGAGAAACACACCGCCGCCGCUGAAGACACUCAUGAUGACAGCUACCUCGGUUAUUCUGUGGCAACGGGGGAAUUUACUGGUGAUUCGGAACAAGAGCUCCUUGCCGGCGUGCCGAGAGGAGCACAGAACUUCGGAUAUGUGGUGAUGAUCAACUCAUCCAACCUGACUUUCAUUCAGAAUUUCACAGGAGAACAGAUGGCCUCCUAUUUUGGCUAUUCAGUGGCUGUAACUGACCUGAAUGGAGAUGGGACGGAUGAUGUUUUAGUUGGAGCCCCCCUCUAUAUGGAGCGGGAGAUGGAAAGCAAGCCCAAAGAGGUGGGCAGGGUCUACCUGUACCUGCAGAAGGCCCCGCUCACCUUUACCAAAGCUGUCGCACUCACCGGCACGCACACCUUCGGGCGUUUCGGCACAGCUAUAGCACCUCUGGGAGAUGUCAACAACGAUGGAUACAAUGACGUGGCGGUGGGAUGUCCGUUUGGUGGGGAGGAUCGCGGAGGACGAGUAUUGAUCUUUAAUGGCCACAGAGAUGCGACAACGCGAGGCCUGACGCUGAGCCAAGAACUGAAAGCGGCCUCCGCCCCCACCAGGGCUCUGCCCGGUUAUGGCUUCGCCCUGCGAGGAGGCCAGGACCUGGACCGCAACCAAUACCCUGAUUUGAUCGUGGGGUCGUUUGGUGCUGGGGAGGUGUCAGUGUACAGAGCUCAAGCUGUUGUAUCUGUGGAUGCGGCAAUGAUCCUGACUCCCAGGAUACUGAAUCCUGAUGACAGGCAGUGUCGACUACCCUUCAGCGAUGCCAUGGUUACCUGCCUGAAGGUUGAUGUGUGUGCAGAAGUGAGUGGAGUAGCCAUCCCAAGCUCUGUGGACCUUAGAGCCGAGUUGCAUUUGGAUUGGUUGAAAGGUGUCCGAGGAGGUGUGAAGCGAGUCCUCUUCUUGGACACUCAGCAGCCUCAGCUCACUGGUCUCUUAACGUUGGGCCACGACCAUCCACAGGCUUGCUUAAGCUACAUCAUUUACCUGAAAGAGGAAGAUGAGUUCCGGGACAAAUUGACUCCAAUCUCAUUGGCUCUGAACUACAGUUUGGCUCCUCCCUCUCGGGGCCAGCAGCUUCCACCAGUCCUAAACUACUAUAGCAGCACCUUCCUCCAAGAACAUGCUUACAUUCUGCUGGACUGUGGUGACGACAAUAUUUGCAUCCCGGAUCUCCAUCUUUCUGCCAGCAUGGACCACUCUGAGCUGGUGAUUGGAGACGACAAUUUGGUCAUGUUGACCAUCACUGCAGCAAACAGAGGAGAAGGAGCCUACGAGACGGAGCUCCAUGUGUUGAUCCCAUCAGAGGCCGACUACAUUGGCGUGGAAAGGAGAGUAGAGUCUCUGUCUCAGUUGAACUGUGAAUACAAGAUGGUGAAUGACUCCAGGAUAGUCGUGUGUGACCUGGGCAAUCCAAUGGUGGCCCAAACUGAGCUGUCUGUUGGUUUGCGGUUUUCAGUCCAAAGGCUUGAAGAUGCCGGACCAAAGAUUAGCUUCGACCUACAGAUCCAUAGCUCCAACAAAGACAACCCUGAAAGCAACCCAGUCAGCCUGAAUCUGGCCAUCGUUGCUAAAGCUCAAAUUGAUUUACGAGGGGUGUCUCACCCCUCUCAGGUGGUGUUGCCAUUUCCACGCUGGGAGCCCAAAGAGAAGCCUGUCAAGGAAGAUGAUGUGGGUCCACAGGUCACGCACAUUUAUGAGCUCCAUAACGCGGGUCCCAGUAGUAUUCGGGAAGCCGAGGUUGAGGUCGGCUGGCCUUCCCGCUUCCGUGAUGAGAACCUGCUGUAUGCAAUGGAGAUUAAAACUGAUGGACCAAUAAGCUGUCGGACAAAUAGCAGCCUCAACCCACUGGGACUUCAGAUUUCAACCCUCCAAGAUACCCCAGAACUUCUGGGCUUCUUGAGGAACACCAGCGCUCCCCUUCGCCGGCACAAGCGGUCCGCCAGCGCCGCCUACAGUAACAGCGGUAAAACACUGAACUGCACAAACAUCUCCUGCCUGAUAAUCAAGUGUAUUGUGGGGCAUCUGGAUCGUGGCCAGAGUGCUGUCGUUAAGGUCCGGUCGAGAAUGUGGGCACAUACUUUCCUGCAGCGACGUAAUGACCCCUACAUUCUCAACUCGACUGUGUCCUUCAUGGUCCUGGCCAUGCCUUAUCGGGUGCAGCCCCACACCCUGCCUCAUCGCACUAUAUCGAUGGGCACACCCGUAUUAUGGGGGACACCAGACGUGUCCUUUGCCGUUCCACUGUGGGUCAUCAUCCUGGCGAUACUGCUGGGGCUGCUUGUGCUCGCUGUGCUGACACUCGCCAUGUGGAAGUGUGGCUUCUUUGACCGGGCGAGACCACCAGCCGGUGACAACAUCUCUGACCAAGAGCAGCUGACCUCCGAUCAAACAGGGGAUGCCUAA